Benincasa hispida (wax gourd) is the source of this 1755-nucleotide messenger RNA. Its product is annotated as homeobox-leucine zipper protein PROTODERMAL FACTOR 2-like. Gene Ontology annotation, molecular function: lipid binding. The record is from RefSeq and is a predicted model, not a curated record. Lineage: Eukaryota; Viridiplantae; Streptophyta; Magnoliopsida; Cucurbitales; Cucurbitaceae.
AUGGCAAGUGAUAACCUAGAAAGCAAUAAUGAAGAUAUUGGUUCUUCUCCUCACACUCCCUACUCUCCUCAAUGUACCUCCAACUUUCACCUCUUGGAUAAUUCAGCAUCAUCAAACUCCAAUGUAAGAGACAAUAAUAGUAGUAGUCAGCUCCAGAGAGCAAGUGACCUUCUCAUGGCGGUCUCGGUUGUCCCCGAGGAUCAGCAGUUGAGAAUCGUCGAGGUCGUCCAUGCCGCCAUGGACGAGCUCACGAAAGUAGCCCUUGAUGGAGAUCCUCUAUGGAAGCCACAAGAAGAUGAAGAUCAAGCUGAAUCUUACUAUACAUUGAUGGAUAUAAUGAAAAUGGUUGAGGUUGGUGAGACUCAUUGUAGUGAUCUUUUAGAUCUUGAAAUUGACAACACCAAAUCAAGCAGUGAUAAUCAAAACCAGACAAAUUUUUGUCCUAAAGACAAACAACAAGAACAACAUCAUCUUCAAACUGAAUUUUCAAGACAAACUGCAUAUGUCAGAAUGGAGCCACUCAGAAUUGUUGGGUUUCUUAUGGAUUUGGAACAAUGGUCUCUUGUCUUCUCUGACAUUGUUGCAAGAGCAGCUAUUCUUCAAACAUGGUCAUCAAUGGGACCUAUUGGAGGGAACUACAAUGAAACUGUGCAAGUGAUGACAGCUGAGUUUCAAAUCCCAUCACCACUUGUUGAGACAAGAGAGAGUUUCUUUGGGAGGUUCUGCAAACAAUUAGCUCCAUAUACAUGGGGAAUUGUUGAUGUUUCCUUGGAAGAUCUCUUCCCUUAUCUAUUACCUAUUGGGUUUAGAAGAAAACCUUCUGGUUGUUUAAUCCAAGCAUCUCCAAAUGGUCUCUCCAAGGUGAUAUGGAUAGAACAUGUGGAAAUUGACCAAAGAAUGGUUAAUAAAAUGUAUGAAGCAUACAUCAAUUCAGGAUUGGCAUUUGGUGCAAAGCGAUGGGUUUCUUCUUUAGUUAGACAUUGCACUUGGGAAGAUACUUUAAUGGCUAAGAGCUGUUCAACACUCAAUGGAGUAUUACUAUUACAAGCGGGAAGGUUAAGUGUGUUGAAGUUGGCUGAGAGAAUGACAAAGAGCUUCUAUAGAAAUAUGAGUACUUGUAAAGAAAAUCCAUGGAUUAAAAUUCCCUUUCCUGGACAUGAAGACAUUAGGGUUAUGGUGACCCCAAAUCCCAAAGAUGAUCCUGGAAGACCUCCAUGUACCUCAGUAGUUUUUUCCACUUCCGUUCACGUUCCGACCAACCCGAAACAUCUUUUCCAUUACCUUCGUCACGAGAAGUCUCGUAACAAGUGGGACAUCCUUUCAUAUGGUCAUGUCAUUACAGAACUUUCUUGCAUCAUCAACGGCAUCGAUUCAAGAAACCGAGUGUCGAUAAUUCAAGUGAACUCAGCACCGAGACGAAUCGAGAUCUUUUACCUGCAAGAGAGUUUCUACGACGCAUCGGGAUCGUACAUAGUCUUUGCACCUGUUGAUAUCUACGCAAUGGCGGUGGUCUUACGUGGAGGAAACCCGGAUUAUGUAGCUAUCUUGCCUUCUGGCUUUGCAGUCCUUCCAGAUAAACCAAGAAUGAAUGGAGAGGAAGAUGUAGCUGAUGGAAGCAUUCUAACAGUUGCUCUCAACAUUAUUGAUCAUUCAGUGACUGAAAGAGUGCCUUUUCAAUCAAUGGUUUCCAUGCAUAGAAUUAUGACUGAAACUGUUGCCUCAAUCAAAGAGGCUUUCAAAAUUCAACAAUUUUGA